Messenger RNA from Moesziomyces aphidis, 1383 nucleotides. Lineage: Eukaryota; Fungi; Basidiomycota; Ustilaginomycetes; Ustilaginales; Ustilaginaceae. The record is from the annotation of a GenBank genome assembly.
AUGGCCGACAUCGACGCCGCAUUCGACGAUGCUUACCGCACUCACCGCAUCGAGGCGGGCGACGAUCCACAAACGCUUCCGAAUCCUUACUCGCGGCCCACUCUCGGCGAGGUGGCAGCUGGUCCAGACCACACAGGCGCGGGAGUCGGCGGAGGCUUCAUGGUCGACGAUGCAGCCGAACACCAGGAAGCUGGAGGCGGGUUCAUGACCGACGAUGCACCAGGUGGAUUCAUGGUCGACGACGACGACAUCGAGUCGGCUCGAGCUGGGGAUGGCGACGACGACGGUCUGGGCUCUUCAUCUCCGCGUGUCACCCAACCCAACGCGAUUCCACUUAGUGCCAUCCCCGAGGCGCUCGCUAACCUCGGACUCGACUCGACCGACUCAUCCGUACUAUCGCUUUUUGCCGAGACAGCCUAUGUCCCCUCCUCGGCCUCCCGCCGGCGAUUGGCUCCGGGUGUCAAGCCGGACAAGGUGGUGGGCAGGCAAGAGUUUCAGCAGGUGGCUGCGGUGCUGCUCCAAGAGCAGCGGGACAGGUCUACAAAGAGGCAGCGCAGCCCAAAAGGCCGUAGUCGAGGCCAAGUGGACGAAGACGAUGCGUCUUCCACCACGGGGCGCCGCCCCACGCGGCGUGCUGCGGUGAAAGGGCGGCAAAAGGCAGCGGCGAUCAUUGACGACGCGGACGACGCGGAUGCUGAUGCUGCGGCUGGUGGCGGAGGCGGCUUCAUUGUCGACGAUGCUGACGAUUCGGAAGACGAAUUUUCAGCAUCAACUUCGCGGCGUCGGCGCCAAUCCGGCGCCUCGGCGCGACUCGAUACAGGCUCGGAUCUGACCGACGAUGAUGAUGACCAAGACGAAGACUUUGAGACUCGCGAUGCAUCACUUCGGCGACGCAGACGUGGGGGUGGCCGUGCACAGCGCUCUCCCACUCCCUCUGACGACCUCAGCGACGGCGGCACUGACUCGGGUCCCUCGUCCAAGCGGCAGCGACGCGGACGCAAGGACGCCGCGCCUUCGAUCCGCUCCACCACACACCUGAAUCCGCUGCAGCGCGAAAACGCAUCGGCACUCUACUCGCUUCUGCUCGAACAACUGCCUGCUUCCACACUGCCCGCAUCGCAACGCCGCAUUGGGACCGACGCGAUCACCACGAUCAUCCGAGCCAUUGGCGAAAAGAUCCCGUCCAAGGAGAUUGAAGAGAUGGUAGAAGAGGGCGCCAAGCUCUUUGCUCCCGCCACCGCCGCGGACCAAGACGACGACGCCCAAGCCACGCGCAAAUCCACACAGGCCAUCAAAGGUGCCGCCGCCGCCCAGGGCAUCUCGGGCCCCAGCAUAGGUCUCGACGAGUUUGCAGGAAUCCUCGUCCACAACCGUCUCAUCUGA